AUGUUUAACCUUUGUUUUUUCGUUGUAUUAAACAUUAUUUCAACAGUCGAUAUUGUAUCAUCAGUAUCUUGUUAUAAAUGUUCUUCCGUCAAUGGUAGUGAUCCUCUAUGCGAAGAUUUCUUUCAAGAUAGUCUGGGGGAUACAGCGCCACUUCUGCACAGUCCAUGUUUAACUACUAUGCGUGGGCGGCACGGCCUUGUUCCGGCAACACAUUGCAUUAAAUUAGUCGCUCAUACCGGAGGACCUAAUCCAGUUCAAUAUGUUUAUCGUACAUGUGGUAGAGACGAAGGUGAUGAUAAUGGAAUAACUCGUACGAGUCAUUGUGGUUAUAUUAAACUUGAUUGGAUUAGUCAACAUCGACGAUUUCGCGGGUGUUUAGACAUAUGUGAUAAAGAUGCAUGCAAUCAAGCGAAUUAUCGUUCGGUUUCGAGAUGGAAAAUAAUAAUUUACUUUAAUUUAUUAUUACUACUAUUGUUUUAA
Molecule: messenger RNA, 480 nt
Organism: Rotaria socialis
Lineage: Eukaryota; Metazoa; Rotifera; Eurotatoria; Philodinida; Philodinidae
Source: the annotation of a GenBank genome assembly